Molecule: messenger RNA, 2270 nt
Organism: Hemicordylus capensis (graceful crag lizard)
Lineage: Eukaryota; Metazoa; Chordata; Lepidosauria; Squamata; Cordylidae
Gene: UROC1
Product: urocanate hydratase 1
Exons: 20
Coding region: 108-2135 (675 amino acids)
Biological process (GO): L-histidine catabolic process
Molecular function (GO): urocanate hydratase activity
Source: RefSeq, a predicted model, not a curated record
ACCUCAGAGCUGCUGUAGUAGAUCCUCCAGACCUCCUCCAAGAAACGAUCUUCUUGUUCUUCAAGCAGGAGCUCUCUGUGAAGUUCUCCUAAUCUCUCUCGCAAGCCAUGUUGGGCCUGAAAGAAAUUUGCAGUGGGCUUCCUUUGUGCCCCCUUCCCAAAAACAGAGGCCGAAAGAGUGGGAUCCCUCAUGCUCCUCCAAAGACUCCCAAUCUCACAACCCAGGAAGAAAAGCUGGCUUUGAAGAACUCCCUGCGUUAUUUCCCUCCUGACUUGCAUAAAGUUCUGGCACCAGAAUUUGCCGAGGAACUGAGGUGCUAUGGACACAUCUAUAUGUACAGGUUCUUUCCUCAAAUUAGCAUGAGAGCCUAUCCCAUCUCGGAAUAUCCUUGCAAAACUAAACAAGCAGCUGCAGUAAUGCACAUGAUCAUGAAUAACCUUGAUCCUGCAGUGGCUCAGUUUCCCCAGGAGCUUGUAACUUAUGGAGGAAAUGGACAAGUCUUCAGCAACUGGGCACAGUUCUGGCUGGUGAUGCACUAUUUGUCUGAGAUGACAGAAGAUCAGACAUUAGUCAUGUACAGUGGACAUCCUUUGGGACUUUUCCCUAGCCAUCGCAAUGCUCCUCGAGUAGUCAUCACCAAUGGCAUGGUAAUUCCUAACUAUUCCACCAGAGAAGACUAUGAGAAGCAGUUUGCAAUGGGUGUUACAAUGUAUGGGCAGAUGACAGCAGGGAGCUACUGCUACAUUGGACCCCAAGGAAUAGUCCAUGGAACUGUGCUAACCGUGCUCAAUGCUGGCCGUCGCUACUUGAAAGCAGAGAACCUGGCUGGGAAAGUAUUUGUCACAUCUGGCCUUGGAGGAAUGAGUGGAGCUCAAGCAAAGGCUGCAGUCAUUGCUGGCUGCGUGGGAAUUAUUGCUGAGGUUGACAAAGCUGCUAUUGACAAACGCCACCAGCAGGGAUGGCUGAUGGAAAUCACGACGGAUCUGGAUCACUGCAUUAAUCGACUCAGAGAAGCAAGGAAGAAAAAAAUGGCUCUUAGUUUGGGAUAUCAUGGGAAUGUGGUAGAUCUUUGGGAGAAACUUGUCGAAGUGUUCGAGACCACUGGAGAAUUAUUAGUUGAUUUAGGGUCAGACCAAACAUCUUGCCACAAUCCAUUCAAUGGCGGCUACUAUCCUGUGGGGAUGAGCUUUGAUGAGGCUAAUAACCUCAUGUCCAGUGAUCCAGAGAAAUUCCGUGACUUAGUGAAAAAGAGCCUGAAGAGACAAGUGACUGCCAUCAACAAACUGGCUGAUAGAGGAAUGUCUUUUUGGGACUAUGGAAAUGCUUUCCUUCUAGAGGCUAGCAGAGCAGGUGCUGAUGUCAAGAUAAAAGGAGCCAGCAAAACAAAAUUCCGAUACCCUUCCUAUGUUCAGGACAUUAUGGGUGACAUUUUCUCCCUGGGAUUUGGCCCAUUUCGUUGGGUUUGUACCUCAGGCAGCCCAGAGGACUUGGCAACCACUGAUCUUAUUGCCACAUCAGUGCUUGAGGAAGCCAUACAUCAAGAAGUGAAUACAUCGGUGAAGCAGCAAUACCAAGAUAACAUCCACUGGAUUCGGGAAGCCAGGGAGCACAAAUUGGUUGUAGGUUCCCAAGCCAGAAUUUUGUAUUCUGAUCAGAAGGGUCGCGUAGCUAUAGCAGUGGCUAUUAACCAAGGCAUUGCUGAAGGAAGGAUUAAGGCACCAAUUGUCCUUAGCCGAGACCACCAUGAUGUAAGUGGUACAGACAGUCCUUACCGAGAGACAUCAAACAUCGAGGAUGGAUCAGCAUUUUGUGCAGAUAUGGCUGUUCAAAAUUUUGUAGGAGACUCAUUUAGAGGAGCUACCUGGGUUGCCUUACACAAUGGUGGUGGUGUUGGCUGGGGAGAAGUGAUCAACGGAGGAUUUGGCCUUGUCCUGGAUGGCUCAAAAGAUGCAGAGGAACGUGCAAGGAUGAUGCUGAGUUGGGAUGUUUCCAAUGGAGUUGCUAGACGCUGUUGGUCAGGCAGUCAUAAUGCUUAUGAAACCACCUGCCAAGCUAUGAGAGAAGAUGAGAAACUGAAAGUGACCCUUCCAUAUAAGGUGAUAGAUGACAACAUCCUGGAACAAGCCCUGCAUUAACUUUAUACUACCCCCCCCCGCCCACUCUGCCUUUGAAUCAGGCGACAAAUAUUUUUCUGCUUUCCAACAGUUUAAGGCAAUAUAAUAAAUAUACUUUAGUCUAUAUUUCCAAAUGGAAAAAGGCUUAUGAGAUCA